Nyctereutes procyonoides (raccoon dog) is the source of this 2759-nucleotide messenger RNA. It is a transcript of the gene SYT3, whose product is annotated as synaptotagmin 3. The record is from RefSeq and is a predicted model, not a curated record. The coding region runs from base 495 to 2270 and encodes 591 amino acids. Gene Ontology annotation, cellular component: membrane. Gene Ontology annotation, biological process: calcium-ion regulated exocytosis; regulation of calcium ion-dependent exocytosis; regulation of dopamine secretion. Gene Ontology annotation, molecular function: phosphatidylserine binding; SNARE binding; calcium ion binding. The transcript has 11 exons. NCBI's taxonomy places the organism in Eukaryota, Metazoa, Chordata, Mammalia, Carnivora, Canidae.
GGGCGCGCGGGGCUGCGGCGGCGGCGGCGGCGGCAGCGGCUCGGGAUCCGGCUCCUCCUCCCACCACCUGGCGCGUGGGGACGGGUCCGCAGCCCCUUGUCCGCCCUACAACCCCCAUGGGCUGCCGCCAGCCGCCGCCUCGGCUGCCACCCAGGACACAGCAGGGAUAAGCGCAGUCUCUUUCUCUUUGUCUGUUUUUCCCUAUUCUCUGCCUCUUGUCCCUUCACACUGAUCUCUGUCCCCUUGUUUGUCCAACCCAUUGCUGUCUUCUUGCCUGAACACCAAAUUUCAGCCCUCCUGUCCAUCUGCCCCUAAUUUCUUCUUGUCCAUCCCUCCCUAAUCUACAUCCCCUUGUCCAUCUACUCCCAAUCUCUGUCCCCUUGCCUAUCCUUCCUUUUCUUUCUCUUUUUAUCUCUUAUCCACCCCUCUCUCAAUCCCAUUCCCCAUCUGUACCCUUGCCUGACCCGUUCCAAGCACAGAACCCACCGGCUACCAUGUCAGGAGACUACGAGGAUGACCUCUGCCGGCGGGCACUCAUCCUGGUCUCAGACCUCUGUGCGCGGGUCCGAGAUGCCGACACCAGUGACAGGUGCCAGGAGUUCAACGACCUGCGAAUUCGAGGCUAUCCCCGGGGCCCAGAUGCAGACAUCUCCGUGAGCCUGCUGUCGGUCAUCGUGACAUUCUGUGGCAUUGUCCUUCUGGGCGUCUCCCUCUUCGUGUCCUGGAAAUUGUGCUGGGUGCCCUGGCGGGACAAGGGAGGCUCAGCAGUGGGCGGGGGCCCCCUGCGUAAAGACCUAGGCCCUGGGGUUGGGCUGGCAGGCCUGGUAGGUGGCAGUGGGCACCACCUGGGGGCUGGCCUGGGUGGCCAUCCUCUGCUGGGGGGUCCGCACCACCAUGCCCACACCGCCCACCAUCCGCCGUUCGCUGAGCUUCUGGAGCCAGGCAGCCUGGGGGGCUCUGACCCCCCUGAGCCCUCCUACUUGGACAUGGACUCGUAUCCAGAGGCUGCGGCAGCUGCAGUGGCCGCUGGGGUCAAACCAAGCCAGACAUCUCCUGAACUGCCCUCUGAGGGAGGCGCAGGCUCUGGGCUGCUCCUGCUGCCCCCAAGUGGUGGGGGCUUGCCCAGUGCCCAGUCGCAUCAGCAGGUCACAAGCCUGGCACCCACCACCAGGUAUCCCGCCCUGCCCCGGCCCCUCACCCAGCAGACCCUGACCCCCCAGCCGGACCCUGGCAGUGAGGAGCGGCCGCCUGCCCUCCCCUUACCCUUGCCGGGCGGUGAGGAAAAAGCCAAACUCAUCGGGCAGAUCAAGCCGGAGCUGUACCAGGGGACAGGACCAGGCGGCCGGCGCGGCGGAGGGGCCCCCGGCUCGGGGGAGGCGGGCGUGGGGGCGCCAUGCGGCCGCAUCAGUUUCGCCCUGAGGUACCUCUAUGGCUCAGACCAGCUGGUGGUGCGGAUCCUGCAGGCCUUGGACCUCCCGGCCAAGGACUCCAACGGCUUCUCAGACCCCUACGUCAAGAUCUACCUGCUGCCAGACCGCAAGAAAAAGUUCCAGACUAAGGUGCACAGGAAGACUCUGAACCCCGUGUUCAACGAGACAUUCCAGUUCUCAGUGCCCCUGGCUGAGCUGGCCCAGCGCAAACUGCACUUCAGCGUCUAUGACUUUGACCGCUUCUCGCGGCACGACCUCAUCGGCCAAGUGGUGCUGGACAACCUCCUGGAACUGGCUGAACAGCCCCCGGACCGCCCACUGUGGAGGGACAUCGUGGAGGGCGGCUCGGAAAAGGCAGAUCUUGGGGAGCUCAACUUCUCACUCUGCUACCUCCCCACGGCCGGUCGCCUCACCGUGACAAUCAUCAAAGCCUCUAACCUCAAAGCGAUGGACCUCACCGGCUUCUCCGACCCCUACGUGAAGGCCUCUCUGAUCAGCGAGGGGCGGCGUCUGAAGAAGCGGAAAACCUCCAUCAAGAAGAAUACGCUGAACCCCACAUACAACGAGGCGCUUGUGUUCGACGUGGCCCCGGAGAGCGUGGAGAGCGUGGGGCUCAGCAUCGCGGUGGUGGACUACGACUGCAUCGGGCACAACGAGGUGAUCGGCGUGUGCCGCGUAGGCCCGGACGCCGCUGACCCCCACGGCCGCGAGCACUGGGCAGAGAUGCUGGCCAACCCCCGAAAGCCCGUGGAGCACUGGCAUCAGCUGGUGGAGGAAAAGACUUUGUCCAGCUUCACGAAAGGCAGCAAAGGAUUGUCAGAGAAAGAGAACUCAGAGUGAAGGGUCUGGCCAAGGCCCAGGAUCGGACCAGGCCCCCUCAGGACCCCAUCCCUUCCUGCCCGGACCGUGAAUUCAUCUCCUUGAAGCCAUAACGUCCGAGCUGCGUGGUGCGGGGCAGUCCUGGGCCUGCCCGUCCUUCUACCCCGCUAGGUGUGAGGGUGGGAGGCAGGAGGGCCCAGCUCCCUGUUUCAGGGUGGGGGGCAUUCAGUCUCCACUCUGUCUUUUCUUCCCCAGGGCUCCCCUUCCAGGCAAGGGGCCAUGCAUGUCUGGGGGACCCCAGCCCCCCAAACCCUUUGUCUUUCUGUCUCUUUGCUGUUUGUCCAAGACGGUGUCCUGACCUUUGUUCUCUCCGUGAAUGUCAACAGACCAAUCCUCCGUAUUCCCCCAGACACACACACGCACACCUGUGUCUACUUUUUCUGUUCAACACUCCCUGCGUCUGGCCGAUUCCCCCACUGCUGCUGCUACCAACACCAGAAUAAACAUACA